This is a messenger RNA of Ilex paraguariensis (yerba mate), 228 nucleotides long. NCBI's taxonomy places the organism in Eukaryota, Viridiplantae, Streptophyta, Magnoliopsida, Aquifoliales, Aquifoliaceae. The record is from the annotation of a GenBank genome assembly.
AUGGACAGCGACGAGAUGAUAAAUGGUGAUGUGUUUUUGGCAGUGACUUCAGGUUUUUCAAAGAUGUAUGGUGGUGAAUUAUGUUCGGAUUGUGGUGGCAACGAUUAUGAGCAAGGAAAGAUCAAAGCAAGGAUUUUUAGAACCCCGGGUGUUACUUUCUGGAACUUGUCUAAAGGCUAUGCCAACUUGCAAGGUUUAACUGGGAGUGAAACUAAUGGACCCGUAUAA